CGGGGACGGAAGAGGGUGGCCGUAGGCCGGGCCCCGCCCCGGGGCUGCUUCCCAGCGGGUUCCGUUGGCCGUGGCUGCCGCGGAGGCUGUGGCGGCGGUGGCCGCCGGGCGGGCGUAAGAUGGCGACUGCGGCGGCGGGAGCCCUGGGCCUCCUGUGGGGCUGGCUGUGGAGCGAGCGCUUCUGGCUGCCGCAGAACGUGAGCUGGGCCGACCUGGAGGGCCCGGCCGACGGCUACGGCUACCCGCGCGCCCGGCACAUGCUGUCGGUGUUCCCGCUGGCUGCAGGCAUCUUCUCCGUGAGGCUGCUCUUCGAGCGGUUUAUUGCCAAACCCUGUGCACUCCAUGUUGGCAUUGAAGAUAGUGUUCUCUAUCGUGUUGAAUCCAAUGACACCCUUGAGAAGGUGUUCAUAUCUAUUACUAAGUAUCCUGAUGAGAAGAGGCUGGAGGGCCUAUCAAAGCAACUGGACUGGGAUGUCCGAAAAAUCCAGUGCUGGUUUCGCCAUCGGAGGAAUCAGGACAAGCCUCCAACGCUCACUAAAUUCUGUGAAAGCAUGUGGAGACUCACUUUUUAUUUAUGUAUAUUCUGCUAUGGAAUUAGAUUUCUCUGGUUGGACUUCCUGAUCAUGUUUGUGCAUCACUUGGCCACCAUUGGGCUUAUCACCUUCUCUUACAUCAACAACAUGGUUCGAGUGGGAACUCUGGUCAUGUGUCUCCAUGAUUCCUCAGACUUCUUGCUGGAAGCUGCAAAGCUGGCCAAUUAUGCCAAAUAUCAGCGGCUCUGUGACAGCCUCUUUGUGAUCUUUAGUGCAGUCUUUAUGGUUACACGUCUAGGAAUCUACCCAUUGUGGAUUCUGAACACAACCCUCUUUGAGAGUUGGGAAAUGAUUGGGCCCUACCCCUCCUGGUGGCUCUUCAAUGGCCUUCUCCUGAUCCUACAGGUUCUGCAUGUCAUCUGGUCCUACUUAAUUGCACGAAUUGCUUUUAAAGCCUUGAUCCGGGGAAAGGUGACCUACCCAGGAGGACUAGACCCAGACUCUGUGCCUUCUGCUCUUCUUUCAGCUCCUCCCUCUUUUCUAUGCCUGCUGGGAUCUGCACAGUUUCAUCCUUUGCAUGUGUCUAAGGAUGAUCGCAGUGAUGUAGAGAGCAGCUCAGAGGAAGAAGAAGACACCAGCCACACAAACAACCUCUCUGGCCGCAGCUCCAGCAAUGGUGCCAACUGUGUGAAUGGCCACAUGGGAGGCAGCCACUGGGCUGAAGAGCAUGGGACUUGUAAGGCUGUUGGCAACCCGCUCUUUGGGGCCUCCCCACAUCUGCAGGCCUGCGACUAGAUGGACUGCAAGGCACUGAGGAGGAUCAAAGAAACAGUUUCAUGUUUUAAAGAAACUGCUGUUUUGUAUUUAAUGCCCCUGGUCCUUUCAGUAAUGUUAUUUGCUCUGUGUUUGUAUGUGUUUGUGUGUUUGUGCAUUGUGCAUGUGGAUGAGUUUCAUUGACAGGUUUGGGGCACAAUUCUGGACCACUAGGCAUGGCCUAGUCACUUAUGAACCCACCUCAAACCAGCGUUGGCUGCGUAUUGAAUUACGCUGUUUGUCUCUAGACCAUCUGCAUCUUUGUCCCAUGGCUCUUGAGGCUCUAAGUUCCUGGUCCAUCUAAAUCAAUGGUGCCACCAGAUCCAGCUCCAGACCUGGGGAACAGUUCUUCUGGAGCAGGAAGCGGUGCUUCACCUGAUACCCAGGACCACUGUGGCCUCUAGCUACAUCUCCUUCCUACCAUCCGAUAGCGACAGGGACAACUACUCAUGCCCUGCUUUUUACUCACUGGUACGCAGGGAGGGGGUGGAAAGGAUGAGCUGAGGUAUGGAGAGCAGCAGCUCUCUAGGUGUGCUGAACGGUUUUAUACUAUUGUUUACUCUUCUGUAAUUAAAGUUUUUGUUUCAACCCUU
Alexandromys fortis (reed vole) is the source of this 1939-nucleotide messenger RNA. RefSeq names its product ceramide synthase 5 (gene Cers5). The record is from RefSeq and is a predicted model, not a curated record. Gene Ontology annotation, cellular component: membrane. Gene Ontology annotation, biological process: ceramide biosynthetic process. Lineage: Eukaryota; Metazoa; Chordata; Mammalia; Rodentia; Cricetidae. Gene Ontology annotation, molecular function: DNA binding; sphingosine N-acyltransferase activity.